AUGCACGAGGCCAUCAAUGCUGGCACGUGGUACCGAGGAGAGCCCGAGCCACUCGGCCAGCGCGAAGCAGGCUUUGCUGCGAGACCACCGCCUCACUGCGGCCAACGCCUGGCAUGCAAGGAUGCCGGCCGGGGAGCGCGGCUCCUGUCCUAUGCCCACCUGCAGCCAAAGGCCCCCUCGGCUGCUGUGGCUUGCGACGCGGCGGCGCUGCAAGUAGCUGUUGUAGGAUGCACUGCCCAGGCCAAAGCCCUGGCCGAAUCUGUAAAAACCGCCUGCGACAGCAGCAGCUACUCUGAUCGCCGAGUCAGCGCGCAUCCCGAGCCUUGCGCCGCCAAAGCUUUGCUCUAA
Symbiodinium natans is the source of this 348-nucleotide messenger RNA. The record is from the annotation of a GenBank genome assembly. Lineage: Eukaryota; Dinophyceae; Suessiales; Symbiodiniaceae.